Messenger RNA from Beauveria bassiana ARSEF 2860, 2433 nucleotides. RefSeq names its product ubiquitin carboxyl-terminal hydrolase. The transcript has a single exon. Bases 1 to 2433 code for a protein of 810 amino acids. Gene Ontology annotation, molecular function: cysteine-type endopeptidase activity; cysteine-type deubiquitinase activity. Gene Ontology annotation, cellular component: cytosol; nucleus. The record is from RefSeq and is a predicted model, not a curated record. Gene Ontology annotation, biological process: protein deubiquitination. NCBI's taxonomy places the organism in Eukaryota, Fungi, Ascomycota, Sordariomycetes, Hypocreales, Cordycipitaceae.
AUGAGUAACCGCCACCAUCUGCCGGCUGGGCAAAACAUACACGCCCACGGCGGCGUGCCCAUGGACAUGAACGCUCCCGGCCCAGGAGGAGGAGGUCCAAGACGAAGAUAUCAGCAACAGCAGUACAUGCCGCAGUAUCAUCAGCACAUGAACCCCAUGUACCAAAGUUAUGGUCAUCAGCACAAUCCUUAUGUAUCGCCUCAACAAUACUACGGUAUGCCGCCGCAGUUCCAAAACGGAGGCAUGCCUUCGCCGGGAUAUCCACCCUACCAAGGGUACGGCCGCUCGCCGCCUGCCAUCCCACAAUACGUGCCCAUGGUCGGUGUCAGCGUUUCUCCCAACUAUCCGCGCCAUGUCCAGGGCUCACCCAGCUUGUCGACGCCUUAUCAACCGCCGCAGCCGAGUAUUACAAUUCCUCCACAUACGCCCUCUUCGACACAUUCUUCGCACAUUCACCCUCCUCCACUCACGCCGCCAACACCUCAAACACAUGAUAUCGCCGUUGUGCCGGCUGUGGCCCAGCCAGUAACCCAGCAACCUCCCUCGCCCCAUGUUGUAAACAAGGCACGCUUCCAUCCUCCACUGCCGUGGCUAUCAUGCGCCGAUGCCGAGUUUCCCGCGAGAACUACACGCCUGCGUAGGUCGCGACAACGGAUCGACAGAAAUGCUAAGGCUGUCUCACUCCCCAAGGACCAACAUGAUGCCGCGACAGGUGCUCCGGCCACUGAGCAGCCUCUGGCUUCCGCGCCAGACACUACCCAGCAGAUACCGGUUGUGAACGCUAACCAGGAGACCCAAACCGGUCAAACUGAGUCUCCUCAACAGUCUGCACCCGAAUCCAGCGAACCUGCUCCUGCUGUACGUCCGCCCCCAACUAGCUGGGCCAAACUCUUUGCCAAGACGCCUAUUGCCGCCGUUGUCAGCAUCAAUGGGGACAAUGAGCCUUCACAUGAGGCGAACGGAGUCGCUGUUGAGGGAGACCCUGAUGUCGUUUCCUCAACGCUCAUUUCCAAAGCCAACUCUAUCGCCGAAGCCAUUCGAUCCUACAAGGUUGGCGGCGCUGAAGAAAAGACAGUAUUCCUGGAGCCUCGUGGCCUAAUUAAUACCGGCAACAUGUGCUAUAUGAACUCCGUCCUUCAGGUCCUCAUGUUUUGUUCUCCGUUCUACGACUUCCUCGACCAGAUCAGCAAACGUGCCGCUCACAGCUUCAAAAGUGAGACGCCUCUCCUAGACGCCAUGAUCAUGUUCAUGCAUGAGUACCGAGUACUGAAGUCGGCGCCGACCAAUGAGCAGCUGCGAAAGUCGAUCCGUGGUGAGGAGAUUGAGCGCUACGGCGAACCGUUUACCCCCGAAUUUGUAUACGAGGCUAUAAGACAGCUCCCACGAUUCGCCAGCAUGCGUCGGGGUCAUCAACAGGAUGCCGAGGAAUUCCUUGGCUUUCUACUCCAAUCGCUCGAUGAUGAAUGCACGAAUGUUAUGAACAACGCAUCGCAAACUGCCAGCCAAGCUGCCGGCUCCGAGACCGCGUCAGCAGACGGUUCCACCGACCCCAGCGGCGACUGGCUCGAGGUUGGUCGUAAGCAGCGUGCUGCCGUCACACGCUCUUCGGGAUCCAACACAUCUACCCCUGUUACCAAGGUUUUCGGCGGUCUCCUGCGCUCCGAGUUCCGCGUUCCCGGCUUGAAGGACUCCAUUACUACGGAGCCAUACCAGCCACUCCAGCUUGACAUCGGCUCGCCCGAGAUUAGGAAUGUUGUGGACGCACUUCGUGGCCUCACCCGCCCCGAGCGUUUACAGGGCGACUUCAACUCGCCUCGCGGCAAGGAUAUUACUGCGACAAAGCAGGUUUUUAUCGAAACUCUGCCUCCUGUUCUGAUUCUGCACCUGAAGCGCUUCCAGUUUGAUGCUGAAGGUGGUACAACCAAGAUUUGGAAGAAUGUCGGAUACCCUCUUGAUUUGGAGAUCCCUCGUGAAGCUCUCUCUCGCCAGUCACGUCAAUCUUUGGGCGUUGGCGCUCUGCCUAAAUACAAGCUCAUCAGUGUCAUUUACCAUCACGGAAAGAACGCCAGUGGGGGUCACUAUACCGCGGAUGUUCGUCGUCAGGACGGCCGUGAAUGGCUGCGCCUUGAUGACACGGUCUUGCACCGUCUCCGCAGCGAGGAUGUUGCCAAGGGUGGCUCGGAGGAGCAGAUCAAGGACAUUCGUAAGGACAAUAGUCAAUCCAGCACCAACAACCCCUUUGGCGCCAUAAAUGAUGAAGAUGAUGGUAACGAGGAAGGUUGGAAUCAGGUGACCGCUUCUGCGGGAAGCGGUGGGAAGCGGUGGAGCAGCGUUGUCAAUGGCGCCACCAACGGGAACAGCAAGGAUAAGUACGUGAAGGACGGCAUCAAGGACAACAAGGUCGCGUACAUCUUGUUCUACCAGCGUACCUGA